GCGUUGGGGGCCGCGGCGUGGGUAGAGCCGGGGGUGCGGCUGGAUGCCGGGGUGCGGGGAGGCUCGCAAGUGGUCCGGGGGUGCAGAGCGGCAUCGGGGCCGCGGGACGCGGAGGGCACGAGCCGGGCGCUGUGGGGCCGGGGGCACGGCCCGCUGCGCUGCGGCCCCUCGAGAGCCCCCGGUGGGGGUAAGCGGGACAGCACGGGCCGAGAGGUGACGGAGCGGCGCUGCGUGACUGCGGGACGGCCCGGGACCCCGGGUGGCGGAGGGCCGGGCUCGCUGGAAGGCCGGGCUGGAGCGGGCCCCACCGCCCGUUGCUAAGGCCGGGCCCCGCGUUGCUAGGGGGCGUGUCUGCUCCCGCGCAACUCUCGCGAGAUCUGCCCGAGCGUUGCCUGGGAGACCGCGCAGCUGCUGUCGCCGCCAUGGCACCCAAAAAGCAAGCUGGAAAAAAGGGGAAGGGGGGCAAAGCCCCAGCAGCGGUGGAUGCUGUGUCCCUGGAAGAGAUGAGCAAGGAGCAGCUGCAGGAGCACAUCACGCGUCUCCGGAAGGAGCUGGACCGGGAACGGGAAGAGCGCAACUACUUCCAGCUGGAGCGUGACAAGAUUCACACCUUCUGGGAGAUCACCCGAAGGCAGCUGGAGGAGAAGAAAGCGGAGCUGCGUAACAAGGACAGGGAGAUGGAGGAGGCGGAGGAGCGGCACCAAGUGGAGAUCAAGGUUUACAAGCAGAAGGUGAAGCACUUGUUGUAUGAACACCAGGAAAACCUGACCGAGCUGAAAGCAGAGGGUACCUUGUCCAUGAAACGGGCCCAGAAGGAUCACUGGGCUCAGGAGACAGAGCUGCGCAAAGAGAUGCGUUCCUUGAAGGUGGACCUGAAGGAGCAAGAGCUGGCCAACGAGGUGGUGGUGAAAAACCUGCGCCUGAAACAAGAGGAGGAGAUCACACAGCUAUGCAAUGACUUCGAGAGACAAGUGAAAGAGAUGGAGGCCAAGUACAACAAGAAGAUGCAAGCGCUGCGGGAGGAGCUUGACUUGCGCCGAAAGACUGAGAUCCAUGAAGUCGAGGAGAGGAAGAACAGCCAGAUCAAUGAGCUGAUGAAGAACCACGAGAAAGCCUUCCAUGACUUCAAGAACUACCACGACGAUGUCACCUUCCAAAACCUGGCACUCAUCAGCUUGCUGAAGGAACAGAUGGAGGAGAUGAAGAAGAGAGAGACUCACUUGGAAAAGGAGAAGGCAGAUGUCCUGCUCCAGAACAAGCAACUGAAGGAACCCCUGCAGCAGGCCCAGGAGCAGGUGUUUGAGCUGCAGAAGAAGUUGGCCCACUACAAUAAGGACAAGGAAGCUCUGAUGAACACAAAAGCCCAUCUGAAAGUCACCCAGAAGGAACUGAAAGACCUUCAAUGGGAGCACGAAGUGCUGGAGCAGCGGUUCAGUAAGGUGCAGGCAGAGCGAGAUGAGCUCUACCAGAAGUUCACCAAAGCCAUUAACGAAGUGCAGCAGAAGACUGGGUUCAAGAACUUGCUCCUGGAACGCAAGCUGAAAGGACUCCUCGAUGUCCUGGAGAAAAAGGAGGUGGAGCUCAGUGAGGUCUUUGCAACCUCCAACCUGGAUCCAGGCGCCCUCUCCUUGGUCUCACACAAGCUGGAGGUACUGUGCACUGCUGCAGGGCCCUGUGGAAGCUGUCCUUCCCUCCUCUUGAAGGGCAGAGGCUGCUCUGCUGAUCGCUCUGAGACAAACGCAGACCUUAGAGGUGUGAGCAUGGUCCUGAGGUGCAUGGGCAGCAGAAGGGCAGAGCCUGGCUGUGUGGCAGGAAACAGUCCCUGUCUUCUCUGCACUGUUGCAUACCUGCCUGUAUGGCCAGUCCCCAGCCUCAGAACACUGCAGAAAGCACCUCAGCCUGCUCUGCUGUUGGCUGCACCACGUAGGAAGCUGGGCUGUGAUUGUUGUGGCAGUUGUUCCCAGCACACCCAUGACUGCGGUGCCGCAGGGCGCUCCGGCUCUCCCUCGAGAGUGGCAUGUGGGCGUUUGGCACUGAUCUGUAGCUCAGGUGGAGUCUGUUUCAAGGAGAGUGGCCCCAGGCAGCACUGCUCAGGUCUCUGUGCUGACAGGUGGCAUUUGGAUGUGCUGCUGAGCAGUGGGCUGUAUGAAGGGCCUUUCUCUGCGAGCCUGGCACUCUGUGUGCAGGGAGCCACUGCUGGUGAACCUCACCAUGCCUCUCUCCUGGCCUCGCUGGCUGCAGAGGCAGCACAGACAGGUUCCCAGUGGCUCUGCAAUGUCUGGCAUGCUAAAAAUACAUAUGCAGAGAGCGUUGGCGCGGUGCGGCGGCUCAGAGACCCGCAUUCCUAGGGCAUGC
Tympanuchus pallidicinctus (lesser prairie-chicken) is the source of this 2355-nucleotide messenger RNA. RefSeq names its product growth arrest specific 8 (gene GAS8). The record is from RefSeq and is a predicted model, not a curated record. Gene Ontology annotation, molecular function: microtubule binding; small GTPase binding. The coding region runs from base 423 to 2348 and encodes 641 amino acids. Gene Ontology annotation, cellular component: Golgi apparatus; motile cilium; microtubule. The transcript has 9 exons. Gene Ontology annotation, biological process: flagellated sperm motility. Lineage: Eukaryota; Metazoa; Chordata; Aves; Galliformes; Phasianidae.